Drosophila nasuta is the source of this 396-nucleotide messenger RNA. RefSeq lists its product as uncharacterized. Lineage: Eukaryota; Metazoa; Arthropoda; Insecta; Diptera; Drosophilidae. The transcript has a single exon. The record is from RefSeq and is a predicted model, not a curated record. The coding region runs from base 38 to 355 and encodes 105 amino acids.
UUCAUUAUUACUAUAUCGAUUCUCCCUUCGCAUCGAAAUGAAGUUUACAAUCGUCCUGUUUCUGAGCAUGUUGGUGACGUUGGCUUGCACUCAACCAGUGUUUGAAGAGGAAGCAGAAAUUGAAAGCGCAGUGGAUGAGCUCUCUGGCAAGGAUGAAGUUGGGGAAGUGCAGCAGGACGAGACAGUUGUGGCAGAGCCACUUGAACUGGUUGAUGCAAUGGACAAACUCAUUGAACAGGAGCAAGGAAGUGGCGAUGAUCAGACACCCAAGGACUCGCAAAGUCGCCAAAAACGCGCUGUCUGUCGCUGUGUUAGACGUGGACGAAGAGUUGUUUGCGUUUGUCGUCGCAAAUAACCAAGUAUAUAUUACUUAAAAAUGAGUAUGAAUUAUAUUAU